Messenger RNA from Coffea arabica (coffee), 1948 nucleotides. RefSeq lists its product as uncharacterized. The record is from RefSeq and is a predicted model, not a curated record. Lineage: Eukaryota; Viridiplantae; Streptophyta; Magnoliopsida; Gentianales; Rubiaceae.
UGACGGUACCCCUCUUCCAUAUCCUCUGGGGUCUCGGUCUCUCGUCUUCUCUUCUCGUCCCUUCCAAACUUCCACCACGAUACUGUCUCCAUUCUUAGUUCCCAUCUUCUUUAAUUUUCCUAUUCAACAACGCCCCACCAGCUCUAAGCCCCAUCAAUGUCUAGAACUCUAUCUCUAGUAACCAAGCCCGGUUCAAAACUCCUGAACCGGUUCCUAAUCUUGCCGUGCCCCAAUCCGAUCCUUCACCAGUCCAGUAGGACCCUCGAAACCCUAGCUUUCGAAGAAGUUUUAUCCUCCCCAGACAAGCCCUACACUUAUACAGCUUUCAUACUUCACGGCCUCUUAGGCUCCGGUCGCAACUGGCGCUCCUUCUCCCGUUCCCUCGCUUCCUCUCUUUCAGGAUGGAGGAUGGUGAUGGUGGAUUUGAGGAAUCACGGGAAGUCGGCCGAGAUAACAGGACUGUCGCCACCGCAUACUAUAGGGAGUGCGGCUCGAGAUUUGGCUGAUUUGGUGAAGUCAAAAGGAUGGGAUUGGCCUGAUGUGGUUAUAGGGCACUCCUUGGGUGGCAAGGUGGCCUUGGAUUUCGCUCGGAGUUGUGCUCGUGGUGAUUAUGGGGAACAUGCUUGUUUGCCCAAGCAGUUAUGGGUACUUGACUCAGUCCCUGGGAAAGUAGACCCUGAGGAAAGUGAUGGAGAAGUGGAGCAAGUAUUGCAGACCUUGCAAUGUCUACCUUCAUCAAUUCCAUCUCGAAAAUGGUUGGUGGAUCACAUGAUGAAGCGUGGGUUUUCAAAGGCAUUGUCAGAAUGGAUUGGAAGCAAUCUGAAGAGAUCCGGAGACCAAGAGACAUGGGCAUUUAAUUUUGAAGGUGCAAUCCAGAUGUUUAAUUCUUAUAGGGAAACAGAUUAUUGGUCUCUGUUGGACGAACCUCCCAAAGGGAUGGAGAUAGCAAUCGUCCGGGCUGAGAACAGUGACAGAUGGACGCAAGACACCAUUCAGCGCAUUCAAAGGCUUGCUGCCAAAAGAGUUGAUGAAGCUGAUGGGAAAGUCUCUUAUCAUGUUCUUUCCAAAUCAGGGCACUGGGUUCAUGUGGAUAAUCCAAAGGGCCUUCUUCAGAUUGUGACUCCUGAACUUGCAUCUAUAACUUAGUUGCAUUUUUUGUCAAGCUUUGAGGUUUUUUCGCAUGGAAAGCUUUCCUGCUUUUCCAUCAAGUGGAAAUAUAAACAAUCAAUAUACCCCACAGAAAAAGAAAUUUUAUUUGUCGUUGAACCUAGAAGCUACCUACUUGAGUUUUAUAUAUACGGGUGCAUGCUAAACUUCAGUAAAUCACAUACUGUUAUUAACAUGUGCUUGGAUAACAAUUUUGGAAGUACAAGUUAGCAUCAUCAUGUGCUUGUGUGCAUGACAUAUCAGUAAUUAUUUGAAUGUUUUUGUUAGUAAUAUUUGAUCAGCAGCACUUUCUGGGUGGAAAAUACCUACUAAAUGGUCCGAGCAUCCCACAACACUUGGCAGUCUGUCUAUGUGCUGCCAUUUCAUGCAACAGUGGAAGGAUCCAUUGGAGUUGAAUCGUGCAACUGUUCUAGCUGCAUCACCCUCCAAUCGCUGUAUCAAAUUCUGAUCGGCUCAUUCUUUUAUUGCUAUAUGCACUUGCUGCUGUCUCUAGACCCUGUGCAUGUGAGUGUGGCCUGAAUUUUGAGAUAGAGGAUGUCUGAUAGUGGUCUGUUGUCGUACUCGAUAGUGUCUGUUAGAGUGUAGCUUACUCCAUGUGAAGAAAUUCAAGUGGUAAGUUGGAUAAAAUUGUAUUUUUUUCGUUGAAGUCAUCUUUGAGCUUUCUUAUGAAUGAAAUGUUUGUCUUCUUGGUUAAAGGCAUUAAUCAAGGGAUUGUUGCACAAGGUCUCAUUUUUUGUCAGGUUCAAGGAGUAACAAUCUAUUUUCAGCUAGUGGUUCUUCA